GUCAAAGUCAAACCAUUUAAUGUUAAUAUUUUUGUAUUGUUAUAUGAUUCUAAUUUAAAUAUUUUCCAUUAGUUCUAAAGAAUAGUAGAACAUUAAACAAUAGGACUGACUAACAUGACUAUUAUUUGAUCUCAAAUGGAGGAAUCGUCAGACACUUUGGACUUAUCAAACAAAAAAAUUAAGAAACUGAAUAAACCCACACAAGUCGAAUCUCAGGCUAUCAAUCUAAUUCUAGACGACAAUGAACUGCAACGUUUGGAUAACAUUGACUCUUUCACUAAACUUCUAAAGCUAUCAGCAGUUCGUAAUCAACUAUUACGAAUGUAUGGUGUUUGCCGACUUCAUUCUCUUCACACAUUAAAUCUCUCACAUAAUGGGAUUCUCACAAUUGAGGGUUUGAAAGAAUUAGUUAGCUUGAAAUGGUUGUGCUUGGCUGGUAAUAGUAUCAAGUAUAUUAUUUUUCAUUUACAUGUUUGGAGGAAAUUUUUGUUUUAUAUAAUCAAUAUACAAAUUUGCUUGAACGUAACAUUGGUAUUUUUUUCACCUAUAAUAAGUUUUAACAAACAUAGCUAUCUUACUUAUGUUGUUACUACAAUGCUUCAUGUUUUUUUGUGGUCAGUCUGCUUUUCCUUAACAUGUUCCAGAGGUUUUGAUUACCGUCCAUUCAUUGUUAACUGGUGCUUGAAUGUAAAUGUAAUUGAUGAUUACGUUGUUGAUGCAAUUGAAAGCCUGAGAGCUGAAUGGUUAUAUUCUCAAGGUAGAGGAAGGCAUUACAGAGUCGGCGAUCAGAAAGAACUCGUCCAGUAUUUGGCAACAGUCUGUCCCCUUACUGGUGAAACCUUGGAAACAGAAGAAGACAGGAAGUUGAGGUUGAUCUUGAGUAAAGCACAACACCAUCAACAGCAGUUGAGGGAGCAAUCUUCUACUAAUGUUACUCCAAACCCUUCUCCAAUGUUAAGGAAGAAAAUACCGUCCAACAAGCAUUCUCCAAGGAUAAGUUCUUCACGGUUGAGCAAUCGUUUAAAGUCACCAGAUAGAAUGUCAUCAAGUUGUUACAGUAAUAUUAGUGACUCAAGUUGUAACUCAGUUAUGACUCAAAGCUUAGAUCCAAGUAUUCUGAGACAAAGUGUUGCAUCUAAAACAAGCAACGAGUCUAAUUACAUCAUUUCAGAGAAAUGUUUGGAUUCAGAGCCAAUUAAUAGCCCCCUUCAAGCACUGUCAAAAAUGGUCCCCGUACCCGAAUCUCUCAUGAGUCCCGACUACAGACCAACCCCAAUCAGCGGAAAAAACUCUUCAGUUUUGUCAAAUCUCAUGAUACAAUCUGUAAAUAAUGACAAGCUACCAAAAAUGACACAAUCCAUCAGAUCUCCGAAAUCGAUUAGAAGCACCCCAGGCAGACCCAGAAAUCAUGUCAACUCUGAUUUGAGGAAAGGUGGAUCUCCGUCUCCUGCAAGACAGAGGAAGAUGACUAAUAAUUGUGUGAUGUCAAAUAAGGUUGAACCCAACAAAAGGACGUCUAUUUUGAGAAACAGAUCACCAAGCAGCGAAGAAGAAUCAGAAAUACGAGAUGCUAAGUUGCAGACGAUUCAGAUGAAAGUAGAGGAGAGAAGAUUACAGAAAGAGGAGGAGAUUGCUAGUAACGGAAGUUGCGAGGAUAAAGUGGAGCAAGCAGCUGUUUGCAUACAAAAAAUGUGGCGAGGUUUCUAUACACGAAACAGAAAUAAGGAAGUCCAAGAGAUGUUCAAGGAAUUACAAAGCCAAAGAGCCAAUCAGUAUAUUCAGAAGCUUGCCACUGAUAUGGAGACCACGAAAGCUGCUCUAGAAAGUGAGAGGAAAAUACAGAUGUUGCAGACCGAAGCCAUUAGUGCACUUUGGAAGAAAAUUUCAAAUCUUCAACCAUCCGAAGGAGAAACCAGCUCAACAUCAAAUUUGAAUAUGACAAAUUUAUCCAUAAAUAAUGCUGAGGUUGUGAAAGAAUUGUCUCAAACAUGUACGAUGCUGCAAUCUCAGAUUCAGCAAUUGCAAAAUUCGAUGCAGGACAUAGUGAAGGUAAUGACAGUUUUCAGUCAGAGCGCUGGCAUUAAUCAUCAACUGAAGGAAAACGGAAUUGCUACCCAAACUGAAAUCGUUGCAGUUCAUACCCCGCAGGGAGAUGCAGCCAAAAUAUUUCCUUUCCAAAAACACCAAACCCAAUUGAGGCCUUCAUCGUUACCUUUGCCCGUCCAUCAAAGAAAAAAAGACAAUUCGCAGAGUAACACCAGCAGUAAUGGAGCAGUCACUUCGGAGUUGCAUCAGUUCGCCGGCUCUCUUGUAGAUGGAGUCAUAAAAAUUGUUUCAGAAACCAGGGCAGACUAUUUGGGCCAUGACACAACUGAGAUAACCGUGACUGACACCGAUAAAAAAUGCGGUGAAACAGAAGCAAAGCCUGAUACUGAUUAAUUGCCUGGUUUGAAAGUGAGCUUGAAUAUUUUGCAGAUUUUGCUGAGAUUAGUAGUAUAGCAAACGAAAAUAUGUAGCAUUUGUGAGUUUCGUGUGGGGAAAUUAUUCGACAGUUUGGGAAGCACAAGUUUCAUCCUCCACAAAACUAAGUUUUGUUACAUUUAUGCAUUAUUGGCUGCAAGAAACGGGAUGCCCUUUUUUCAGGAGAAUUCUAGAAUGGAUGUAGAGAAAAACGCAAGUGUAUUUUAUUAUGAUUAGCGUCCCGAUUUUUUAUCUUCAUUACAUGAAUACUCAUUUUUCAUGAGUACAUCCCUGAAGUUUCAGAAGUUGAAGCCCACAUCAACCUGAAAUUCCAUAAAGCUUCUAACAAUAAUAACAUAGUAAUAUGAAAAAAUCAACUUGAAAAUUUAUCAAAGGCAUUUUAAUUAAAGGUUGUUACAGUAGUGUGAUGUAUGCCAAACACCACAAGUGAGAGUGGUCAAAAAGCAAAUCAUAUCCAUCGAAGAAAUCAUUGUUUAAAUAUUUAACUUGCUGAAGUUUCAGAAAUGCUAAGUAUAAAUAAGAAAAAAAUAUUUUCUGUAAAACCCCAUCAUUUCGCAUGUAUGUGAUGGAAGUGAUGUAUUCAUGAAAAUUGUUUGAAGCGUACAUUAGUUUAAGGAAAUUGUCUUUAGAAUAGGUAAAAUAAUUUUGUUGUGGAUAAUAGAAAGUAAAAGAAGAUUGCAUUUGUGAUUUUUUGGUUCGUAGAGUUGUCACAUAUUCAGAAUUAUAUUUCAGUAAUGAAGAAAGUGUCAAGAAGAUGUUUGAUUGCUCGGAAUUCAAGACUUGAGUGUAUGUUCACUCACAGUAUUCUAUUUAAUAUUCUAAUUUCAGACUGUGAUUAAUUUUGUGUCCGGUUCAAAGUACAAGAAGAAAAUUGUGAAGAUUUGAAAUGUAGUGGGUAGCACCAGGAUCACAACAAGUGGGUGUGUUUUGUGUAUUUUUUGAGCUCACAUUCAGUUUUGGGGGGCUAGAUAAUUGAUAUUUCUGUUAUUGUUCAUUAACCUCAUUUUUUGCCGUCCAAAGUUAACUGAGCUCUUUAUAUUAUAUAGUUUUAAGUUAUACAUCUGUGUUAUUAGCCUUAGCUUUUUUUACAUUUAAGGAGGGGUAAUCAUUUAUUUGCUGAAUUUUUCUCACUCUUAGUAUCUCAAAACGAACACGAGAUAUGAUAGACAUUAUUAGACAGUCUGUUCUGAAAUAUUUGAUUGGCAAACUUAAAAUGUAAAAGAUUUUAAUCAUGGCAGACUGAGACAACUCAAUUUUUUACCAUUUAUAUUAUGCAGUUUUUUACUUACACUUACAAGCUUCGGAAAUCACGCCGACACAAUGUCAGCAAUUAUGCAAGUGCAAAUUAUUGAGCUUUAAUAUAUGUUUAAACAGAA
This is a messenger RNA of Leptinotarsa decemlineata (Colorado potato beetle), 3857 nucleotides long. It is a transcript of the gene Cep97, whose product is annotated as Centrosomal protein 97kDa. The record is from RefSeq and is a predicted model, not a curated record. Gene Ontology annotation, molecular function: protein binding; U2 snRNA binding. NCBI's taxonomy places the organism in Eukaryota, Metazoa, Arthropoda, Insecta, Coleoptera, Chrysomelidae. Gene Ontology annotation, biological process: mRNA splicing, via spliceosome.